ACAAGGGUCGACGGAAGGGUUGAACAUUUAUAAGAACCAUGGCCUCCUGUCUCGAAAAUAUCCAAAUUCCGGCGUGUGUUUGGUUUGACGGUGGUGAGAAACGAAAUUCUUUGAUGUCCAUGCUUGCUGGAACAUUGUUUUUCAUGGGAUGGUGGUUCAUAAUUGAUGCUCAAGCUAAAUAUCCCUAUUUAAUGCUUGACGCAUAUCACGUGUGCGGAGUGUUUGGUACCAUAUCGCUUUUCAUGGUUAAUUCAGUAACUAAUGCUCAGAUUAGAGGAGAUGCAUAUAAUGGAGGAUGCCUUGGGGUCAAGGGUGCCAGAGGUUGGCUGUUUAUCGGCUUCGUCAUGGGGUUUGCGGCAGUAAUAGCAGCAUGUUGGAUUUUAUUUACUGACUUUAUCAGAAAGGAUGUGUCGCAUACCUGGCCUGGGGUUGGGCUUUUUUUACAGAACGUAUUUAUAUUCGUGGGAUCAUUGACUUACAAGUUUGGUCGUUCAGAAGAUCAGUGGGGUUGAACAGCUAAUACAUUACUAUUAUAUUUAUUUUAACUAAGGUAAUAUUUCUAUUCUCAAUCUCUUACAGAUAUUUCGUAACUAUACGAUGUGUAUCUAAAACAGUAAUUGUCAAAAAUAUUACGAAAUAUGGUUAUUUAUGUGUAGUACUCAGCUACCGCCUACUUAUUAUAAGUAUGUAUAAUAAUACUGCGCAUUUAAUAAGUGCUUAUUACAGCUGAACUUGUAAUAAAUAUUAAUUGCAAUCAUUUUCAAAGAUGAUUAUCGUGAA
Neodiprion fabricii is the source of this 780-nucleotide messenger RNA. RefSeq names its product transmembrane protein 50A. The coding region runs from base 39 to 512 and encodes 157 amino acids. Lineage: Eukaryota; Metazoa; Arthropoda; Insecta; Hymenoptera; Diprionidae. Gene Ontology annotation, biological process: protein targeting to vacuole; late endosome to vacuole transport via multivesicular body sorting pathway. The record is from RefSeq and is a predicted model, not a curated record. The transcript is spliced from 4 exons.